AUGAGCUACUAUGAUAUAGAUGAUAUACUGGCAGACAGUCAGAAAUUGCCAUGCAAGUUUUCAAUUACCAUCCCAGGACUGGGCUAUUUGAAUGGUGAGCCUGGUUGCCCAAUAAAAGAGAACGUCAGACUUGAACUGCCCAUAUGGCUGGCUGAAAUCCUAGCCAUUUGCUCUAUAUCCAACUCCUCUGAUUACGAAGAAAAUGACGAGUAUAGAGAAACUACAUUCUUGAAACUUUUAGAGCCUGAAUUCUUUUCGCCCGUUUUCCUCAACUUUAUAAAGUCAGAUGCUUUGCGGCUCAACCUGAAUCCAUACAUGUUCUACUAUCGCAUAGUUACGAAAUGGUCUAACAUGUUCGGAGACGCGGAAUUGGUGGAGCUUAUAAGUAAGGCAUUGGUUGACAGAGCAAGUGAAUUAAACGAUUUAAGCUUCAAGUUGAAUGAUCAUUUUAGAGGUGGUAAUUUAGAAUUCAUGAAUAAUCUCGAUAGCUAUGAAAAACAGUUGUUCAAAAACAGCCAUAAAUCAUACAAAGAUCUGAAGAUCUGGUGGCUCAAGAAGCCAAAUUGA
This is a messenger RNA of Ogataea parapolymorpha DL-1, 567 nucleotides long. Its product is annotated as Subunit of the GINS complex (Sld5p, Psf1p, Psf2p, Psf3p). Gene Ontology annotation, biological process: mitotic DNA replication initiation. The transcript is spliced from 2 exons. Gene Ontology annotation, cellular component: GINS complex. The coding region runs from base 1 to 567 and encodes 188 amino acids. Lineage: Eukaryota; Fungi; Ascomycota; Pichiomycetes; Pichiales; Pichiaceae. The record is from RefSeq and is a predicted model, not a curated record.